Molecule: messenger RNA, 960 nt
Organism: Pleurotus ostreatus (oyster mushroom)
Lineage: Eukaryota; Fungi; Basidiomycota; Agaricomycetes; Agaricales; Pleurotaceae
Exons: 6
Coding region: 1-960 (319 amino acids)
Molecular function (GO): hydrolase activity, acting on ester bonds
Source: RefSeq, a predicted model, not a curated record
AUGGCGAAGAAAAAGGCCCCGAUCCCUGAAUCCCACCUUAUACUGCCGACUCACUCUACUUCCGAAGCCGCAGCGAUUGUCGACACACACACGCAUAUCGCGUCGACGUUCGAGGCGUAUCGGCACAAGUACAAGGAAGGGAAAUAUGAGACCGUCUUCGACUUUAUCAAAGGCGUAACAGCGAAUCGAAAUGUGGACGCUGUCGUGGACGUUUGGUGUGAAGCACCGAUACGAAAGCUGUGGAAGGAGUUCGCCGAUUCGGCGGUGACCGAGGAAGAUAGGAUCAAGAAUUGGGGUGGUCUGGAAUAUUGGUUUGUUAUGGGUGUGCAUCCCCAUGAAGCGAAACACUAUACCGACGAAGUGGAAGAAGAGCUUCUACAGGCCAUGGCGCAUCCUCGAUGCGUCGGCUGGGGAGAAAUGGGCUUGGAUUAUCAUUACGACCUUUCACCGAGAGACGUCCAACAAGCGGUCUUUACUCGUCAACUCAAGCAUGCAGUCCGGCUAGGCAAGCCACUUACCAUACAUACUCGAGAGGCGAACGAAGAUACCGAGCGUAUUCUCAAGGAAGAAGUGCCUAAGGACCAUAAAAUCCAUAUACACUGCUUCACAGAUGAGCCAGCUUUUGCCCUUCGUCUCCUUGAGCACUUCUCUAACCUGUACAUUGGCGUUACUGGCGUGAUAACCUACACGAGCAACGACAAUACGUCGGGAGCUAUCUACCAGAUGUCACAAGGCUCCUCGGAUAAUCUUCGAAUAUUGCUGGAGACUGACGCACCGUAUAUGGUCCCAGCUAACAUAUACGAUACACUAACAACUAUUAAAGGAAAGCUACCCAUAUGUCAUACCGCUAUGAUCCCUUGGACAGCUGACUUCGUUGCUACUUUCCUUGGAGGCGAGUGGACCAGUGAGAAGGUCAUGAAGAUUUCCAGGGAGAAUGCACGCUCCGUGUACGGAGUGUAA